Molecule: messenger RNA, 2122 nt
Organism: Mauremys mutica (yellowpond turtle)
Lineage: Eukaryota; Metazoa; Chordata; Testudines; Geoemydidae
Gene: GABRB2
Product: gamma-aminobutyric acid type A receptor subunit beta2
Exons: 11
Coding region: 495-1919 (474 amino acids)
Biological process (GO): signal transduction; regulation of membrane potential; monoatomic ion transmembrane transport
Cellular component (GO): GABA-A receptor complex; synapse; neuron projection
Molecular function (GO): extracellular ligand-gated monoatomic ion channel activity; GABA-A receptor activity; neurotransmitter receptor activity
Source: RefSeq, a predicted model, not a curated record
GCUCGUGCCCCAGCUGGUUUGGAGGAAGGAGCCGGAGCGAGGCUCCCCUCCCAGCAAUCUGCCACGAGCAACCGGGACCCGCUGCCGCGAUUCGCGUGUUGCCUGGCGUCACGUGGACCUAGCGGGUCUGGGGGCCGCUCCAGCUUGGCUACAGCUGACUGGCGCACGCUGCAGCCGCAGCUCUGCAAUUCUCACUGCUGCACCUCCAGCCAGCCAGCGGGAUUUAAAUGUCACUCAAAACAUCCUCAAAUCAGUUUUCUGCUCGUCUCUGCUUUCUUCCGAAGCAUUAAUUCGGCCCAACACUGCAUUUCAGCUGCUCUGGUGUUUUACUCAGAAAGGAAAUUUGCUCCAUCUCCAGCAGCAACCACUGCUCCUUUUGAUGUUGUGGUACGCCGUGCGCAUGCGCCUCACAUUAGAAUUACUGCACUGGCCAGAAUAAGUUGGAUCUCUUCUCCUCUUCACUGAAACCCUAAAUCAUAUCAAAAGCUAAAGGGAUGUUGAGAGUCCGGAAAAGGGGCUACUUUGGAAUUUGGUCAUUCUUCUUAAUAAUAGCCAUGGUGUGUGCACAGAGUGUCAAUGACCCUAGCAAUAUGUCGCUGGUAAAAGAGACCGUGGAUAGACUGCUGAAAGGCUAUGACAUUCGCCUGAGGCCAGAUUUUGGAGGUCCCCCAGUGGCUGUUGGCAUGAACAUAGACAUUGCCAGCAUAGACAUGGUAUCAGAAGUCAAUAUGGACUAUACUUUGACAAUGUACUUUCAGCAAGCAUGGAGGGAUAAGAGGCUGUCGUAUAAUGUAAUACCUUUAAAUCUUACACUGGACAAUAGAGUAGCUGAUCAGCUUUGGGUUCCUGAUACCUACUUCUUGAAUGACAAGAAAUCAUUCGUACAUGGGGUCACUGUGAAGAACAGAAUGAUUCGUUUGCAUCCAGAUGGAACAGUCCUCUAUGGUCUCAGAAUUACAACAACAGCUGCUUGUAUGAUGGAUCUACGAAGAUACCCGCUGGAUGAACAAAACUGCACACUGGAGAUUGAGAGCUAUGGCUACACAACAGAUGACAUUGAAUUUUACUGGCGUGGGGGUGAUAAUGCAGUCACAGGAGUGACAAAGAUUGAACUGCCACAAUUCUCCAUUGUAGACUUCAGGCUUGUCACCAAGAAUGUUGUUUUCUCUACAGGUGCCUACCCAAGGCUGUCUCUCAGCUUUAAACUUAAGAGAAACAUUGGCUACUUCAUUCUGCAGACCUACAUGCCUUCCAUUCUGAUCACUAUCCUCUCCUGGGUUUCAUUCUGGAUUAAUUAUGAUGCCUCAGCUGCAAGAGUUGCUUUAGGAAUCACAACUGUGCUCACUAUGACAACGAUCAAUACCCAUCUUCGAGAGACUCUUCCCAAAAUUCCCUAUGUGAAAGCCAUUGACAUGUAUCUGAUGGGAUGCUUUGUCUUCGUUUUUAUGGCCCUGCUGGAAUAUGCAUUGGUCAACUACAUCUUCUUUGGCAGGGGACCCCAACGUCAAAAGAAAGCGGCAGAAAAAGCUGCCAGUGCCAACAAUGAGAAGUUGCGAAUGGAUGUCAAUAAGAUGGAUCCACAUGAAAACAUUUUGUUGAGCACACUUGAAAUUAAAAAUGAGAUGGCUGCCUCCGAGGCUGUUAUGGGGCUUGGGGACCCUAGAAGCACUAUGCUGGCCUACGAUACUUCAAGCAUCCAGUACCGGAAAGCUGGCUUGCCCAGACACAGCUUUGGUCGCAAUGCCCUGGAGCGACAUGUGGCACAAAAGAAAAGUAGGCUACGGAGACGUGCCUCUCAACUGAAAAUUAACAUCCCUGACUUGACUGAUGUAAAUGCCAUAGAUCGAUGGUCACGCAUAUUCUUCCCUGUUGUUUUUUCCUUCUUCAAUAUUGUCUAUUGGCUUUACUAUGUGAACUAAAAAACAAAGCCACACAGAAAGCAAGAACUGGAUUUCUCUUCAAUUUGGUUGUACAGCCAAAAGUGGGACUUAGAAAAAUUCUAUUCAGGACAAAAGUUACUUUAAAACACCUUAGUUGCUGGCCCACUCUACGGUCUGUUUUAUAAUGUUUCGGUUGCUUCUGCUAAGUCAUAAACACAUUCUUAGUUACAGUAGAAACCUGU